UAAGGCGGUUAUAUUUAGCACACACACACAGGUAGCUGGCACUUAGCGAGGUAAAAUGACGGCCAUAAGGAGAGGGACAGUUGACGGUGCGGGCACAUAAAUGUUUGACAGACGGGUGAGAAGUCAUCAAGAUACAUAUCCCUCCAUUGGGACUGAGAUCAGUGGGACAGUCAGCGACCUGGGAGUACCGCGAGGUAGCUACAAGUUGGACUGACGACAUUGUCAGCGGUUCAUUGAUCAGCGACAAGCCGGACAUACCUGAGCGAGAUGUUGUGAGAGUGAGAGUGAGAUUGUGUCACUUAUCAAGUAUACGGACGAUCAGACCCACUCAUGAUGAGUAUAUUCGGUUGGAGGAAGAGUUUGGCGAUCAGCGAGUCGGACCCGACUUACAAGGUACGGUAUCUGGGGAACGUUCAAACGGCCAUGAUGAAAGGCGACGGUUGUGUGGACAAGCCCGUGUCAAUAAUAUGGAACAACUACAUGCGGAGUUCCCACCCUGGCCUCGAGAUGAAGCUCGUCGUCACAGGCUCCGGACUCAAGGCGUACACGAAGGAGCAAGGACUCACGGAGUACCGAGCACACAGGAUCUCGUACUGCAUCGCUCAUCCUCAGUACCCGAGGGUGUUCGUCUGGGUGUACAGACACGAGGGGAAGAAGAUGAAAAUGGAGCUGCGUUGUCAUGCUGUGCUGUGUAAAACUGAACUGAAGGCUAAGUCCAUGGCACUCCAGCUUCACGAAAAACUCUCCUUCGCCCUUAAAGAGUUUCAGAGAGACAAAGUUCGGAAACAGAACUCCCGACUUGUGUUGCAAAGAACCAAUUCCCUGCCCAAAGCGGGAUCUGUUCUCCCUUUGAGGAAACAGAUGUUAAGCACAGCUACAAACUUCAAACCCCCCGUGAGUAAGUCAAACACCGCUCCCAAACUUGGCGCUAUAACGGAGGACUUCGAGGAGUGUGAACACGAGGAGUUUUGUGUGUGUGAGGACUUGGGGGAGUGCGACGAGAACGACAACCUGGAGAGUGCCAGUGAGAUGGUGGCGGCGUUGACGCUCCACUCCGACACAGCCUCCCUCCAUACACUCAACCCCGAGUGCCUUACAGACCGCAUCAUUGACGUCGAGAUCGGCAACGACAUCGACGAACUUCGUCAGAAUGAGGAAAUUAAAUUAUGUCACGGAAACACGGACUCCGAUGAAGAAAGUGCGGAGUCUGGGUUUCACGACCAGGAUCAGGACCCGAGGGAGGGGUUGGGACUUGUGGAGGAGGGGGAGGGAAGCGUCUGUGAGCUACCCUGUGGGGACACGCCAGAAGACGAUGGGGAUAGCACCAACUUAUAAUGGAUACAGAGAUCGCAAUCCUACCUUAUACAGUGUCCUUGACGUUGUGCCUGACCUUGACAUUGACCUCGACGUUGUGCCUGACCUUGACCUUGACCUAGACGUUGCGCCUGACCUUCACUUCUGUGGGAUAAUGGUUUCCUGUCCUCAGCGACAAAUGUUGCCACAAGUUACAGGAACCAUGUGUUGACCAUGAGAACAUGGAGAUUACUGUUCCGUGAAAGGUGUGUGGCUGCUGUCGAAACGGGGGUAAACGCACAAAUAGUAUACGUUGUACACAGGAGACCACAGGAGACCACAGGAGACUAUAGGAGACUAUAGGACCGGGGCGAAUGUCGUCCACAGCAGUGCUUGUGAAAUGCUCUAACAACUUACAUGAGUGCUUACCUGGGACACGUGAUUGACAGUUGAAAUGUACACGUUGCACAAGGCGAAGACGUGAUUGACAGUUGAAAUGUACACGUGGGACAAGGCAGAAGAUGUGAUUGACAGUUGAAAUCACGCACGUGCGAAUCUGUGUGCCUCUAUUGUGUGUAGAUUGUUAAGACUUCAGAAUUGUACAUAUGUCAUGUCUGGACCAACUGGCCCUGGUGAUUCAUCUGUGAGCAUUUGAUUGUUGACUUGCCAAAAUAUUUUCAUUUGUGGAUUUUCAACUGAUUUUCAUCAGAGAUAGUUUUGAUACUCUGCAUCUGUAUAUAAUAUGAAUGUAAUGUUUAUUUGUUCAUUGUUCAUAUGUAUAUUUAUUUUGUGUAAAAUAUUCAAACAUCGUUAUUAUCUAAAAGGCAAUAUGUUGGUUUGUCUUUCGCAGUGUUGUAUACCGUUGUUCAUCUUAUUUGAAAUCUCGAAUUUAUAUGUACCAUAUUUUAGAUUGUUUAUAGGUUUUAAUCCUUAAGGAAAAAUAAAUUUAAGGUAGAUGCACGGAUACGUCAUAAAUCACGCUCAGUCUGGGGAGUGGUAUAUUUAAUCUUUAAAUAGUUGAAGCCGUUUGGAAGCCUUUCAUAAACUGAAUAUUUGACACAUAUACAUUAAGUAACUUAUAAGUAGUUAUCUAUUUCAUCAAGGUCAUCAUGAUGAAUGUGACAUUUCUGUCUACGCAAAUGGAUUAAUGGCUGUGCUCAAUUGCUUAACACUGAUUAACACUUAACUUUCAAAUCAAAAGGUUUUCGAACAUAACGCUGUGAUUUUGAGUCGUUAAUACUUUUGUUUAUUAUUUGUUUACUCUCACUGUAUAACGAAAGCAGAUUUAGCUAUGAGAACUAUGUACUAUGCAUGUAGCGGGUAGACAAGUUUAAACAUGGCGCUUGUUUCAUGAUCAAUGUGUUCUCUAUUUUCUUGAUCCAUCACAAGGUGUGAUCGCAAUGUCCAUUUGCUUGCAAAACUAACAUGUGAUGCCAUUUGUUGAUGUUCGCCCUCAAGGGUUGUGAUCAAUUAAUAUAUUCUGUAUUUGUAACGUGUGUACAUAUUCUGGCCCUGUGCAAUAUAACUGAACUUGUACACAGCCAGUUAACGAGUCUGUACAUAUUGGUGGACAGCUCUCUGUGGGGUGGGAGAGGAAGUAUAUUUUUAUAGCUGUCAAAGAGCAGAACUCGGAUGAUAAGUACAGUGUCAUUGAUACAAAGAUGCUUAUAUGUUCAUGUAAUACAGUUCAAGAUCUUAGCUCCGUGGCCAUACGGUUAUGUGAUGGUAAAGGUUAUUGCUUCACUGUGAGUUGAAUGAUCGGUUUCAUUAAGAGGGUAUAGAUAAGGGGGGUGUGUGUAAGGUCGGGUACAUCAAGAGGGUUUUGAUAGUCACGUAUUUAUUUGUAUUCACAUAAUAAUAAUUUCUUUCCUAAAAGCAAGUUUAGAUUUCAUUUUCAAUAUUCUGAGAUACAGGUCAUCAAUAAGGUCCGUCCAUGACAGUUUUACAAGGAUUAUGUGUUAAGGUUUUCCACCAAAAGCCUCAGGGGCAGUAACUCUUGCGUCAACCGUGGAACUCCGUUCAUCGCGACGGUUCACUCCAAGGACUGAACACUUUCAUACUGUUCACUUGUUGACAUGUCCAUGAUUGUAGGUUUACGGAGCAAUGGAAUAGGUCAUGAUUUGUAGGUCACAGAGCUAUGGAAAAGGUCAUGAUUUGUAGGUCACGGAGCAAUGGGGGAGGUCAUGAUUUGUAGGUCACGGAGCUAUGGGAUAGGUCAUGAUUUGUAGGUCACGGAGCAAUGGGGGAGGUCAUGAUUUGUAGGUCACGGAGCUAUGGGAUGGGUCGUGUUUAAAUUUGUAGGUCACAGAGCCAUGGGGUAGGUCAUGAUUUGUAGGUCACGGAGCAAUGGGGGAGGUCAUGAUUUGUAGGUCACGGAGCCAUGGGGUAGGUCAUGAUUUGUAGGUCACGGGACAAUGGGAUAGGUCAGGAUUUGUAGGUCACGGAACAAUUGGAUAGGUCUGAUUUGUAGCUCACGGAGCCAUGGGAUGGGUCGUGAUUUGUAGGUCACGGAGCCAUGGGGUAGGUCAUUAUUUGUAGGUCACGGAACAAUUGGAUAGGUCUGAUUUGUAGGUCACGGAGCCAUGGGAUGGGUCGUGUUUAUAGGUCACGGAGCCAUGGGAUGGGUCGUGAUUUGUAGGUCACGGAGCCAUGGGGUAGGUCAUGAUUUAAAGGUCACGGAGCCAUGGGAAAGGUCAUAAUCAAAAGGUCACGGAGCCAUGGGGAUAGGUCAUGAUUUGUGAAUUUGAUGUUCUGGAACCACUGGCUAACCUCUCGUCGGUUGUCAACGUGUUUGUGUAAUAUGCAGGUGCUGUAUCUCCCCAUUUAUCCCAGUCACUACAGAAAUAAGAGCCAGAAACACCCCUUUGCCUUAUCAAAGUAUGGCAAGCCUGGGCUGAUUUCACUUGUUUGACUCACACAGGUGCUGUAUCUCCCCAUUUAUCCCAGUCACUACAGAAAUAAGAGCCAGAAACACCCCUUUGCCUUAUCAAAGUAUGGCAAGCCUGGGCUGAUUUCACUUGUUUGACUCACACAGGUGCUGUAUCACCCCAUUUAUCCCAGUCACUACAGAAAUAAGAGCCAGAAACACCCCUUUGCCUUAUCAAAGUAUGGCAAGCCAGGGGUGAUGUCACUUGUUUGACUCACACAGGUGCUGUAUCACCCCAUUUAUCCCAGUCACUACAGAAAUAAGAGCCAGAAACACCCCUUUGCCUUAUCAAAGUAUGGCAAGCCUGGGCUGAUUUCACUUGUUUGACUCACACAGGUGCUGUAUCACCCCAUUUAUCCCAGUCACUACAGAAAUAAGAGCCAGAAACACCCCUUUGCCUUAUCAAAGUAUGGCAAGCCUGGGCUGAUUUCACUUGUUUGACUCACACAGGUGCUGUAUCACCCCAUUUAUCCCAGUCACUACAGAAAUAAGA
Haliotis rufescens (red abalone) is the source of this 4712-nucleotide messenger RNA. RefSeq names its product protein FAM43A-like. The transcript has 2 exons. Bases 331 to 1335 code for a protein of 334 amino acids. The record is from RefSeq and is a predicted model, not a curated record. NCBI's taxonomy places the organism in Eukaryota, Metazoa, Mollusca, Gastropoda, Lepetellida, Haliotidae.